AUGUUUGCCAACAAGUAUUACGAACACGACAUAGAGAAUGCUUUCAUGAUGAAUCGCUUUUUCUUUCGUUUAUUAGGCAUAUGGCCAUUUCCACGCACGAAUUCCCUUCUUCCGGAGUUAUUGGAGACGGUCGUGCUGAUCUUCAUGUGUUUCGCGUUUCUCUUCUGCGAAUUAAUCCCGAUUAUACUCUAUGUAUUUAUGGUGCUGACAGACGUUCGUUUGAGGUUCAAAAUCAUGGCUAGCGGAAUAUUCACGAUAAUAGAAAUCAUUAAAUAUGGUUAUACCGUGCUUUACAAGAAUGAAGUGCGAAAUUGUUUAGUACUGGUUGAUGAGGACUGGCGAAAGGUCAUCAAUCCAAAUGAUCGCAUCUCUAUGAUUAACAGAGUCAGAACUAGCAAACGUCUAAUUAUGAUUUGCACCAUAUUCGUGUACCUGACCGGCAUGGGUGUCCGAACGAUCAUUCCUUUGUCAAUAGGGAAAAUUGUUACUCCUCAAAAUAUCACUAUCAGACCACUGCCGUGUGCGGCAUAUCUCGUUAUACUUGAUGUGCAGCAUAGUCCAGUUUAUGAAAUCGUAUAUUUCAUACAAUUUGUAGCGGGAUUUGUAAAGUAUACGAUUUUGGUGACAACCUUUGGUUUCGUGACACUUUGCGGGAUGCAUUUUUGCGCACAGUCGGACAUACUUGUGACGUUAAUGAACGAUUUCGUGAACGAGAGUCAACCGAAAUAUUUGGACAAGAAAUUAGCCAAUAUUGUGGAGCAUCAAAUUAGAAUAAGGAACUUCUUACGAUUGCUGCAGAGCAUCACGCAGUAUCCAAGUUUAAUAGAAAUCCUGGGAUCUACCGUGAUGUUAUGCUGUGUAGGAUUUUAUAUUAUCAUGGAAUGGGAAGAUCAUAAUGUUUUUCGUUUAAGCAUAUAUUUCAGUGGAUUAACAAUGUUCUGUUUCAACAUAUUUAUUUAUUGCUAUAUGGGCGAGCAAAUCAUCGAGCAGGGAGAAAAAAUAGCAUUAACAGCAUGCACUUUGGAAUGGUACCGUCUUCCGGAUGUAAAAGCACGAGCAUUGAUUUUACUUAUAUCUAUUUCCGAAAAACCAUUAAGACUCAAAGCAGGAAAUUUCAUUGAUCUCACCCUUAGAACGUUUGGCAAUUUCUUCGCGGUAUCAAACGCGAGAGACAUCAUGAUGGAGAAGACGAAAACCGGCAGGAGCAUAUUCACUAUUUGCUGUGCCUUCCUAUACUCCGCCGGUUUCUCCUAUCACACAAUCGUGCUGUUAUCACAGGGAAAAAUCGUUACCCACAAUAAUGUUACGAUCAGGCCUCUGGUAUAUGCAGGUUAUUUUGUUCUGUUCGGCGAAAAGCGCAGUCCCGCUUACGAGAUCCUGUUCUUGUUACAGUUCUUCGGCGGAUUUGUCUUGUAUACCAUCACGAUCGUGACGUACGGAUUUGCUAUGCUUUUCGUCAUGCACGUGUGUGCACAGAUGAAGAUUUUAAUGAUAUUAAUGGAAGAGCUUGUCGACGAGCGAGUUUACAAAGAGAAAAAUCGAGCGGACGAGAAGUUAGCAGUAGUAGUCGAACGUUAGAUAUGGAUUCGAAAUGAUCUUAUACCUGGUGUCCUUUAUUGGUUGAUGGCAGAAACAGCGCGCAUUCGACUGCAAACGAUCCCUCUUCUUCUCUAUGACUUCAUGUCUGCCAGUCAAUACGGUAUUUUCAUAUUUCGCUAUGACAAGCUCAGACGAUGCCUGAAACAUGUCGAGGAGGAUUGGAAAAACGUUCUAAGCGCAGAAGCACGGAACAUUAUGCUGAAAUCUGCGAGAACGGGCAAACGCCUGGUUACAAUCUGUGCAAUCUUCAUGUACAGCGGCGCCUUUACUUUUCGAACAAUUCUGCCGUUAUUCCAGGGAAAGUUCAUCGAUCAGAAUGUCACCAUAAGACAAUUUGCCUGUCCGGGUUAUUUCUUUUCCCUCGACGUGCAAGUCAGCCCUGUUUACGAGACGGUCUUUGUAAUCCAGUGUCUAACAGGAUUUAUUGCAGUUUCGAUCGUGACAUGUGCAUGCGGUCUUACCGCAAUUUUUGUGGUACAUGCUUGCGGCCAAUUGAAAAUCUUAAUCGGUUUAAUGAGAGAACUCGUGCAGAAACAAUGGCAAGAGGAGCGUGAAAUGGAUAUGAAGCUAGCUGAGAUAGUCGAGCAUCAAACAAGAGUGCGCAAAGAAAUGUCGCAAAAUAAGCAUUAUCAGAACGAUAUUAUGAACGACAUUACGCAACCAACUCGUAACAUUUUGCUCGCACUUGGCGCUUGGCCUUCCAUCAAUAAAGGAGAAUCCAUACACUCGAAGGUUCACAAUCUCUUGCUAAUCUGUAUGUCCUAUACUCUCCUCUUUAGUGACCUUAUACCCGGUAUCCUUUACUGGUUGAUGAAGGCAACAACACGUGUUCGACUGCAGAUGAUCCCUGUUCUCCUUUAUGACUUCAUGUCCGCCAGUCAAUAUAGCAUCUUCAUAUCUCGCUAUGAUCAACUCAGGCGAUGUUUGAAACACGUCGAGGAGGAUUGGGAAAACGUUCUCAGCGUGGAUUCACGAAACAUUAUGCUAAAAUCUGCGAGGAUGGGAAAACGUCUGGUUACGAUCUGCGCACUUUUCAUGUAUAAUGGCGUCAUUACUUUCCGAGCAAUCUUACCGUUGUUCCAGGGAAAGAUCGUCAUCGAUCAGAACGUCACGAUAAGACGUUUUGCCUGUCCGGGUUACUACUUUUCCCUCGACGUACAAGUCAGCCCCGUUUACGAGACGAUCUUUAUAAUCCAAUUUCUAACAGGAUUUAUUACAGUUUCGAUCGUGACAUGUGCAUGUGGCCUCACAGCGAUUUUCGUAGUACAUGCUUGCGGUCAAUUAAAAAUCUUAAUCGGUUUGAUGACAGGACUCGUACAGAAGGAAUGGCAAGAAGAAUAUGAAACGAAUAAGAAGAUAGCUGAAAUAGUGGAGCAUCAAAUAAGAGUGCGCAAACUGCAAAUGAUCCCUUUUCUCCUCUACGAUUUCAUGUCGGUUGGUCAAUACGGCAUCUUCAUAUCUCGCUAUGAUCAACUCAAGCGAUGCUUGAAGCACGUCGAGGAGGAUUGGGAGAACGUUCUCAAUGUGGACGCACGAAACAUUAUGCUGAAAACCGCGAGAAUGGGGAAGCGCUUGAUUACGAUCUGUGUAAUUUUCGUGUAUAGUGCUGUCAUUACCUUUCGAACAAUCCUGCCGUUAUUCCAGGGAAAGAUCGUCACCGAUCAGAACAUCACGAUAAGACACUUUUCCUGUCCGGGUUACUUCUUUUCCCUCGACGUGCAAGUCACUCCUGUUUACGAGAUGAUCUUUAUAAUCCAAUUUGUAAUAGGAUUUAUUCCAGUUUCGAUUGUGACAAGUGCAUGCGGACUCACGGCGAUUUUUGUGGAACAUGCUUGCGGCCAAUUGAAAAUCUUGAUCAGUUUGAUGACAGCACUCGUACAGAAACAAUGGCAAGAGGAACAUGAAGUAAAUACGAAGCUAGCUGAAAUAGUGAAUCAUCAAAUGAGAGUACGGAAUUUUUUACGAUUGGUACAACAUACAUUGCAAGAAGUAUAUAUACUGGAAAUUGCAGUGAAUACGGCAUCACUCUGUAUUUUAGUAUAUUUUAUGUUAGUGGACUGGGAAAGUAGGAAUAUAGCAACUGUAUGCACUUAUUGCAUAAGCAUUACAAAUGUGAUAAUUCACACGUUUCUAUUUUGUUACACUGGCGAACAGCUUACCAGCCAGGCAGAAGAAGUAGCCAUUGCAUCUUGCGAGCUCGAGUGGUUUCGUCUUCCGGACAAAAAAGCGCGUAGCAUUAUAUUACUGAUUCGUAUGUCUAACGCGCCGACAAAGAUCUCCGCUGGAAUAUUCGUUGAUCUCUCGCUCAAGACAUUUGGUAAUAUCAUGAAAACAGCUGGGACAUAUUUUAAUAUGAUUCGAAAUGUAAUCGAUUGA
This is a messenger RNA of Mycetomoellerius zeteki, 3975 nucleotides long. RefSeq lists its product as uncharacterized. Gene Ontology annotation, cellular component: plasma membrane. The transcript is spliced from 12 exons. Gene Ontology annotation, biological process: sensory perception of smell; detection of chemical stimulus involved in sensory perception of smell. NCBI's taxonomy places the organism in Eukaryota, Metazoa, Arthropoda, Insecta, Hymenoptera, Formicidae. Gene Ontology annotation, molecular function: odorant binding; olfactory receptor activity. The record is from RefSeq and is a predicted model, not a curated record.